CAGUUUUUCUACAUAUUCCUAAGCCCUUCCCACAUGCUUUUCUGUAGAAUCUUUAUUUAGUGUUGAGAAAAAUAAAGUGGCAGACAGGAGCAAACAGCAGAAAGAUCCAUGAGUGUAUUCUACCAGAGCCAUGUAUCGACUUCUGCUGCUUUUGGGGUUGUUCAGCAUUAGUGUUUGUCUUCCUCGUCAGUAUCACUUCAUUAAUGAGAAUAAGACCUGGUAUGAAGCACAGAGAUACUGCAGAGACAAUUAUAUUGAUUUAGCCUCUAUUAAUAACACUGAAGAGGACCUGGCUGUUACUGAGAUCACAGACAUCUGGAAGAACAACCGAACCUGGAUUGGACUGUAUGAUGAUCUGAACAGCUGGAAAUGGUCUCUGGAAGAUGAUUCUGUCUACAAGGAGGGAGAGAGAAGAUUUAGAAACUGGUAUAUACAGAAACCAAGUGGCUGGUAUGGAAUCAGUUUGUGUGUGUAUUUAUCAAAUUAUGAUGGAGUUUGGUGGGACACCUCUUGUUCUGCAAUGCUUCCAUUCAUUUGUUAUGAUGGCAGAGUGAAUGCCAGUGAAAGAUAUGUCCCGGUUUAUCAGUACCUGAACUGGACUGAAGCUCAGAGAUACUGCAGAGAGCAUUACACAGACCUGACCAGUGUGAGGAAUGAGACUGAAAACCAGAAGAUUAGAUCAGUAUUUAAUAAUACGUAUUAUGCACCUCUUUGGAUCGGCCUGUACAGAACCAGAUCUUGGUCAGAUAAAAGCAACUCUUCUUUCAGCAACUGGAAACCUGGACAACCAGAUAAUUACACUCUGAAUGGAUCCUGUACUGCUGUGUCAUUUAAUGAUUCUGGCAAAUGGACAGAUGAAAACUGUAGUCAAGCUUUUCCAUUCCUCUGUUACAGCGUAAUACCAUCAUUACCCUCACAUCUGUAUCAAUUUGUUACUGAGAAUAAGACCUGGGCUGAAGCACAGAGAUACUGCAGAGAGAAUUACACUGACCUGGCUACCAUUGAUAACAUGGAGGAAAUGAACACACUCCUUAACACAGUAAAUGGCAGCUACUCAGGUUUAGCCUGGAUUGGACUGUAUGGUGAAGAGGACAGUUGGAGAUGGUCUCUGGAUGAUGAUGCUUUCUACCAGGAAGGAGAGAGAGACUUCAGAGGAUGGCCCCAUCAACCUGAUAACUACAAUGGACAGGAGCUGUGUGUUUAUAUUAGAUCUGAUGGAACAUGGUUUGAUGGUGACUGUAGGGCAUAUUUAGCUUUUGUUUGCUAUGAUGGAAUGAAUGGAACAGAAAAUUACACAUGGAUAAACCAGCCAAUGCCUUGGACAAAAGCUCAGCAUUACUGCAGAGAGCAUUACACAGACCUGGCCAGUGUGAGGAAUCAAACAGAUAAUCAACAAAUCCUCAACUUUACAGAUGGCUCUCCUACUUGGAUUGGUUUAUACAGGACCAGACUCUGGUCAGACAAACAGGAAACCACAUAUGAAAAUUGGAGACCAGCCACCUAUAAACAACCAGACAAUGGUAUUUAUAAUCCCUGGGAAUACGGUAAUCAGCACUGCACUGCUGUCUCAUUUAGGGAUUCAGGUCACUGGACAGAUGAGGACUGCUUAUCCACAUUCCCUUUUAUCUGCUAUAACAAAUUCUGCACUGGAUCAUCAUGCACCCUCCAUCAGUAUCACUUUGUUAAUGAGAAUAAGACCUGGACAGAAGCACAGAGAUACUGCAGAGAGAAUUACACUGACCUGGCUACCAUUAAUAACAUGGAGGAAAUGAACUCACUCCUUAAUACAGUAAAUGGCAGCUACUCAGGUUUAGCCUGGAUUGGACUGUAUGAUGAUCUGAACAGCUGGAAAUGGUCUCUGGAUAAUAAUUCUUUCUACCAAAAUGGAGAAAGUAACUUUAGUAACUGGUAUAUAAGCAAACCAUGGACCUGGAAUGGAAACAAUUUAUGUGUAUAUUUUACUUAUUAUGCAGUUUGGUGGGUGGAAUCUUGUUCUACAAAACAUCCAUUCAUUUGUUUUGAUGGCAGAGUGAAUGCCAGUGAUGAAUAUGUUCCAGUUUAUCAGCAGAUGAACUGGACUGAAGCUCAGAGAUACUGCAGAGAGCAUUACACAGACCUGACCAGUGUGAGGAGCGAGACUGAGAACCAGAAAAUCAGAUCAUUAUUUUUUAAUUCCACUGAUGAUAAUGCUUAUUAUAAUUAUUAUUAUUAUACUUACGGUUUUUGGAUCGGCAUGUAUAGAACCAGUCUUUGGUCAGACCAAAGCAACUCUUCUUUUAGCAACUGGAAACCUGGACAACCGGACAAUUAUAGCCAAAAUAAAUCUUGUGCUGCUGUGUCAUUUAAUAAUGAUUAUUAUUAUGGGAAAUGGACAGAUGAAAACUGUGAUCAAGCUUUUCCAUUCCUCUGUUACAGCACAAUGUCCUCAAACUCCUCUCAUCAGUAUUGGUUUGUUGAUGAGAAUAAGACCUGGACUGAAGCCCAGAGAUACUGCAGAGAGAAUUACACUGACCUGGCUACUAUUGAUAACAUGGAGGAAAUGAACACACUCCUUGACACAGUAAAUGGCAGCUACUCAGGUUUAGCCUGGAUUGGACUUCAUGAUGAUUUGGACAGCUGGAGAUGGUCUCUGGAUGAUGAUGCUUUUUACCAGGAGGGAGAGAGAGACUUCAGAGGAUGGCCCCAUCAGCCUGAUAACUACAAUGGAAAUGAGAUGUGUGUUUCCAUGGGGUAUGGAGAGAAGUGGUAUGACAGGCCUUGUACUGACAGAAAGUCAUUUGUUUGCUAUAACGGUAUGAACAACACAUAUGUGAUGAUUUAUAAUCAAACGACUUGGGAAGAAGCUCAGAGCUUUUGCAGAGUGAGUUACACAGACCUGGCCAGUGUGAGGAAUGAGACUGAACUUCAACAAAUACUGAGCAUCAUGAAGGGCUAUGAGGUAUGGAUAGGUCUGUAUAGGAACCGAUUAUGGUCAGAUCAAAGCAACUCAACCUUUACAUAUUGGAGGCCACAGAGUCCAGAACCAUCACCCGAACCUGAUAAUGGUUUGUAUUCAUCUGGGCAAUAUGGAAAUCAGCACUGUACAGCUGUGGAUCCUUCUGGCCGAUGGACAGAUGAAAACUGUUUUGCCAGUUUCCCUUUCAUCUGUUACACUGGGUUUUUUAGCCUGGGUGUCUGUCUUCCUCGUCAGUAUCACUUCAUUAAUGAGAAAAAGACCUGGUUGGAAGCACAGAGAUACUGCAGAGAGAAUUAUGUUGAUUUAGCCUCUAUUAAUAGCACUGAAGAGGACUUGGCUAUUAGUGACGUCAUAUCUGGAUAUCUGGAUAUCUGGAAGAGCAACCGAACUUGGAUUGGACUGUAUGAUGAUCUGAACAGCUGGAAAUGGUCUCUGUCUAAUGAUUCUUUCUACAAGGAGGGACAGAAAAGCUUUAGAAACUGGUAUAUACAGACACAAACAGACUGGUAUAGAAUCAGUUUGUGUGUGUAUUUAUCAACUUUUAAUGGACUUUGGUGGAAGACCUCUUGUUCUGAAAUGCUUCAGUUCAUUUGUUUUGAUGGCAGAGUGAAUGCCAGUGAAAGAUAUGUCCCAGUUUAUCAGAACAUGAACUGGACUGAAGCUCAGAGAUACUGCAGAGACCAUUACACAGACCUGACCAGUGUGAGGAACGAGUCUGAAAACCAGAAGAUUAGAUCAGUGUUUAAUGAUACAUAUCAUUCAAAUUUUUGGAUCGGCCUGUACAGAACCAGAUCUUGGUCAGAUAAAAGCAACUCUUCUUUCAGCAACUGGAAUCCUGGACAACCAGAUAAUUACAGACAGAAUGAAUCCUGUACUGCUGUGUCCUUUAAUGAUUCUGGGAAAUGGACAGAUGAAAACUGUAGUCAAGCUUUUCCCUUCCUCUGUUACAGCACCAUGCCAUCAUUACCCUCUCAUCAGUAUCACUUUGUUAAUGAGAAUAUGACCUGGACUGAAGCACAGAGAUACUGCAGAGAGAAUUACACUGACCUGGCUACUAUUGAUAACAUGGAGGAAAUGAACAUUCUCCUUAACAAUAUAAAUGGCAGCUACUCAGGUUUAGCCUGGAUUGGACUGUAUGGUGAUGAGAACAGCUGGAGAUGGUCUCUGGAUGAUGAUACUUUCUACCAGGAAGGAGAGAGAGACUUCAGAGGAUGGGAACAUCAACCUGAUAACUACUAUGGAAACGAGAUGUGUGUUUAUAUUACAUCUGAUGGAAAAUGGUAUGAUGAAGACUGUAGAGCAUAUUUACCUUUUGUUUGCUAUGACGAAAAGAAUGGAACAGAAAAUUACACCUGGAUAAACCAGCCAAUGCCUUGGACAAAAGCUCAGCAUUACUGCAGAGAGCAUUACACAGACCUGGCCAGUGUGAGAAAUCAAACAGAUAAUCAAAGAAUCUUCAACCUCACAGAUGGCUCUCCUGCUUGGAUUGGUUUAUAUAGGACCAGACUCUGGUCAGACAAACAGGAAUCCACAUAUAAAAACUGGAGACCAGUCACCAAUAUACAACCAGACAAUGGUAUUUAUAAUCUCUGGCAAUACGGUAAUCAGCACUGCACUGCUGUCUCAUUCAGAGAUUCAGGCCACUGGACAGAUGAGGACUGUUUUGCCACCUUCCCUUUUAUCUGCUAUAACAAAUUCUGCACUGGAUCAUCAUGCACCCUCCAUCAGUAUCACUUUGUUAAUGAAAAAAAGACCUGGACUGAAGCACAGAGAUACUGCAGAGAGAAUUACACCGACCUGGCUACCAUUGAUAACAUGGAGGAAAUGAACUCACUCCUUAAUACAGUGAAUGGAAUCUAUUCAGGUUUAGCCUGGAUUGGACUGUAUGAUGAUCUGAACAGCUGGAAAUGGUCUCUGGAUGAUGAUACUUUCUACAAUAAUGGAGAAAGAAACUUUAGAAACUGGUAUAUAAGCAAACCAUGGACCUGGAAUGGAAACAAUUUGUGUGUAUAUUUUGCUUAUUGUGCAGAAUGGUGGGUGGAAUCUUGUUCCGCAAAACUUCAAUUCAUUUGUUUUGAUGGCAGAGUGAAUGCCAGUGAGAAAUAUGUUCCAGUUUUUCAGCGGAUGAACUGGACUGAAGCUCAGAGAUACUGCAGAGAGCAUUACACAGACCUGACCAGUGUGAGGAGUGAGACUGAGAACCAGAAAAUCAGAUCACUGUUUGUUGAUUAUAAUGAUGAUAAUGCUUAUUAUAAUUAUUAUUAUAGUAAUUAUUAUUAUUUUUAUUAUAGUUAUCAUUAUUAUUAUUAUGAUGGUUUUUGGAUUGGCCUGUACAAACCCAGUCUUUGGUCAGACCAAAGCAACUCUUCUUUUAGCAACUGGAAACCUGGACAACCGGACAAUUAUAGCCAAAAUAAAUCUUGUGCUGCUGUGUCAUUUAAUAAUGAUUAUUAUUAUGGGGAAUGGACAGAUGAAAACUGUGAUCAAGCUUUUCCAUUCCUCUGUUACAGCACAAUGUCCUCAAACUCCUCUCAUCAGUAUUGGUUUGUUGAUGAGAAUAAGACCUGGACUGAAGCACAGAGAUACUGCAGAGAGAAUUACACUGACCUGGCUACCAUUGAUAACAUGGAGGAAAUGAACACACUCCUUGACACAGUAAAUGGCAGCUACUCAGGUUUAGCCUGGAUUGGACUGUAUGAUUAUCUCGAGAGCUGGAGAUGGUCUCUGGAUGAUGAUGCUUUUUACCAGGAGGGAGAGAGAGACUUCAGAAGAUGGCCCCAUCAGCCUGAUAACUACAAUGGAAAUGAGAUGUGUGUUUCCAUGGGGUAUGGAGAGAAGUGGUAUGACAGGCCUUGUACAGACAGAAAGUCAUUUGUUUGCUAUAACGUUAUGAACAACACAUAUGUGAUGAUUUAUAAUCAAAAGACUUGGGAAGAAGCUCAGAGCUUUUGCCAAAUGAGUUACACAGACCUGGCCAGUGUGAGGAAUGAGACUGAACUUCAGCAAAUACUGAGCAUCAUGAAGGGCUAUGAGGUAUGGAUAGGUCUGUAUAGGAACCGAUUAUGGUCAGAUCAGAGCAACUCAACCUUUACAUAUUGGAGACCACAGAGUCCAGAACCAACACCAGAACCAGAUAAUGGUUUCUAUUUUGGACAACGAGGAAAUCAGCACUGUACAGCUGUGGAUCGUUCUGGCCGAUGGACAGAUGAAAACUGUUUGGCCAGUUUCCCUUUUAUCUGCUAUACUGCAUUCACUCCAGGUGCUGUGAUGGGACUGCGAAUGAAAGUCACUGCUAAUGAAAAUCUAUUAAACUCUCAGAUUAAAACGUUGGCGCUGCUGGAACUUCAGCAAGAAUUGAGCAGACUGGGACUUUCAAGCAACUACACUGUAAAUGUGAGAAACAUCCGUAAGCUCGGUCCAUAAAGGAAAACGUCUACAUUCAUGUUCAAAAUAUAACAAUUUAUCCAAUGCUAGGUUCUGUAGUGAUUUUAUAUAUUCAUUUAUUUAGCAAUCUUUCUUUUCCAGAGCAGUUGGGAAUGCUGUAGAGUUCUAUUAAUAGAAGAAUAUAGACACUGAAAUGAUAACUUUGAACAAACUGAAGAUUUUUGUGUAAAAAAGUAUGCUUUUCAUUUAUUAAUUGUUUUCAGUAUUGGGGUUCAUGUAGUUUUGGUUGUGCGGAUUAAAUGCUGAUUAAGGGUCAAUCUAAUAAAACCCUUUAAUGAAAGAAUGUAUGACAUAUUUUGUUUUGGGUGAAGUAAUGCUAUUCAAACAGGAAAUAUGUUUCAUAUUGUUUCAAAAUAUAUUAUUUUUAUUGAGAACUCUAGUGCAGCACUGUGGUGCAGGGAAACCAAGAAGGUCUCAUAGCUCAAGCUCCUUAUUGGUGUGAAUGUGAUGAACCACACAUUAUGAAUGUUUUGUUCAUACAUCCUGUCAAAAUAGCUUUACAUAACAAAGAAUAUAUGGGUGUCACAAAAAUCUCCAUACAUAAAGGAAAUUAAUACUUAUUAGCAAAACGUAACUGUACAUCCUCUUUAAACAUCCUCUAAAUUAUUGCCAUUUCUUUCACCCACAUCUCUUCCAGAGUUAUCUCAACUUUGGCUCCUUGUGACAGCUUCCCGAUCCAUCCAUUAGAAUAAUUUCUAUAAAUUCUUCUUUUAACAAAGGCAUUCAUAUCUGAAAAAAAUCUUUAUAUUAAGAUUUUGAAAGACAUUUUGCCAAAAAGUUGAUUUCCCCCACGUAUGGAGGAUUUAAGGACAUCCUGUAUAAUUAAGAUCAUCUCAAUACAGAAAACCAUAUCCUUAUACAUCAGUGGUGGACAAACUACAGCCCAUGAGACGGCCCACUGAGCUGUUUAAUACGGUCCAUCGAUUAUUUACAAAAUUGUCCUGUAUAGACCAUAUUCAUUUCACCUUUUUCCUGCCAUAACCUAAGUUUCAGUUGAUUCCACUAGAUGGCGCACUCCAAACACUAUCGACGUAUGAUAAAGCAGAGUCUAUCCUUUCUACACAGAUAUUCAUUCUUCAAGUUUGCUUUUGAAUUGAAAACUUUAACCAUGAAUGAACCAAAGAAAUUGUUGUUCCAAAACGUUGUUCCCAUUGAAAGUGAAUA
Molecule: messenger RNA, 7564 nt
Organism: Hemibagrus wyckioides
Lineage: Eukaryota; Metazoa; Chordata; Actinopteri; Siluriformes; Bagridae
Product: C-type mannose receptor 2-like
Exons: 21
Coding region: 131-6379 (2082 amino acids)
Source: RefSeq, a predicted model, not a curated record